GGUUGCGGCUGAGGCGACGAAGGAGCGCGGCGGGCGCACCAUGGGAGAGCCACGGUAUCUUCAGGCCGACUACGCCUUCCGGCAUGGCGGGCACACCGUCCGGCUGACCCUCGCCCGGUCGGCGCUGGAGGUGGAGGUGGAGGCUCACCUCACUGCUGACCAGUGGAGGGGCGAGUUCGAUGCCACCUUCAUUGAGGACCUGACCCACAAAACAGGGAAUUUCAAGCAGUUUGGGAUUUUCUGCAGCAUGUUAGAGUCGGCACUGAUGCAGAGCAGUGAGUCCGUCAGCCUUGAGCUGCUCACCUACGCUGACCUGGAAACCCUACGUAGUCGGAAAGUGGGGGCAAUCACCCGGCCCCCUGCUUCUGCCACUUCCCCGCUCAGCGCCAAGCGUUACCUCAUCCUUGUCUACUCCGUCGAGUUCGACAGAAUCCACUACCCACUGCCGCUGCCCUACACGGGGAGGCCAGAUCCUGCCGCGCUGCGCAAACUAGUGCGGGAGCUGAGGGAUGAGCUGGCGCAGCUCCGAGCUCAGCAUGGGGAGGAUCGCCGAGACACCGAGAUCCGGCGCUUGCGGGAUGAGCUGCAGCGGGCACUGGAGGAGAAACGGGCAGCAGAAGCAGCACUACGGCGAGAGCCAGAUGGUGGGACGGCAACAACGACAGCGCUGCAACGAGCAGCGAGACGUUUGGAGGAUGAGUUGUUGCGGGAGAAAGCCCGGCACCAACGUGAACACCGGCAGCUGACCGCUGAGCUCGCAGAGGCAAAGGCGUCAGAGCGGAGGCUGCAGCUCCGUGUGAAGAGCCUGACGGCUGAGUUGGCCUCCUGCAAGAGGGGCCGCCGGACACCCAUUGGCACGGCCCCUCUUUCCCAGGAGCGAUGUUCCCCAUCGCGUGCCUGGCCGCCGCGCUCGACAUCUCGAGAGAGUCGCGGUGGUAGCCAGGGCCAUCCCCCGGCACGGUCCCCAUCGCCUGCAGGCCCCCGCCCGGCACGCUUCGACCCCACCGCCUUCGUCAGAGCCCGGCAGCGCCGGCAGAAGGAGACCGAGCUGAAAAACCAGCGGCGCGGGGCGGCUUUUGGCAGCACCAGCCCGGCGAGAAGCCAUGGCCGCAGCUCUUCGGCCGAAAGCUUCCGGAGCCAGCGCUCAGCAGUGAGCUCUGGCAGCGAAGCUGAUGAGCGCUCCGAGCCCCUGCCCCCAAGGGGCAGGAGGGUGAGCCGUACCCGGAGACCCCUGAGUGCCUCGUCCUCCAACGGCCCCGGCACGGUCCCUCGCCCGGCUGCUGGCCACAAACCACCCACAGGCAGCGCUGCUGGCAAGUGCCCUGGUAAAGAGAACCGCUAUGAGGAGCCCUCGGCCGACCUGGCCGAGAUUGACGCCCGGCUGCAGGCGCUGCAGGAGUACAUGGACAGCUUGGACACCCGCACGUGA
This is a messenger RNA of Haliaeetus leucocephalus (bald eagle), 1429 nucleotides long. It is a transcript of the gene CCDC61, whose product is annotated as coiled-coil domain containing 61. Gene Ontology annotation, cellular component: centrosome. Lineage: Eukaryota; Metazoa; Chordata; Aves; Accipitriformes; Accipitridae. The transcript has 14 exons. The record is from RefSeq and is a predicted model, not a curated record. The coding region runs from base 41 to 1429 and encodes 462 amino acids.